GGGGUGCUGUCCAGUGGUGUGGUACAGAGAGCCAGAGAAUUAGUUUUCUGCAGCUGUUUUGAAGAGAGAGAGGGAAAGGAGAAAGCGGGUGAGGGAGGAGAGAGGGGAAAAAGACAGCCAACUCAUCUGACACUGACAGUGGGCCAAAGAAAGGGAAGAAGAGGGAGCAAAAUCACAGUAAAAGGAGUGGAAGAGAGAGGAGAGAACUAGGGAAAAAACUGAGCAGGCUAAGGGGAGAGACAGAAGGGGAGAGAGAGAGGAGGGUGGUGAGAAACUUAACCCAGAAAAGAAGAGCAAGUGAAAACAGUGAGACCACCAGCAGCAGUGAACGAGUGAGAGUGGACAGGAUGUCGACUCUCCCUCCUGAGGUUGCCACUGAAGAUGCCACCAAACAGAGCUUCUGGAUGCCUGGGAACUACCAGCGCACGGUGAAGCGCACGGAGGAUGCCUUCCAGGCGUGUAAUGACAUCGUGGUGUGCUUCCAGGAGAGAGCCCGUGUGGAGAGGCAGUACGCUCAGCAACUCAGCGAGUGGAGCAACAAGUGGAAGCCCCUGGUGGACUCCAGCCCGCUAUAUGGAUCCCUCCUGCAGGCGUGGCAGUGUUUCCUCUCCUCCGCCGACCGCCUCGCCGCCCUGCACUCGUCCGUGUGUCGCUCCCUGGUUUCGGAGGACGGGGACCGGGUCAGGACCUGGCAGAAAGAGACCUUCCAUAAGAAGCUCUUUGGAGGUUUCAAGGAGUCCCAGGACUUUGGGACUGGCUUCGCACGUGCUCAGAAGCCCUGGGCCAAACGGCUGAAGAAGCUGGACAAAGCCAGGAGUGCGUUCCAUAAAGUGCAGCGUAAGGAGCAGACUGCCAAGGACCGGGAGGUCCACGCCAAGGGCAACCCUGACGUGGCCAUCGAGAAACAGAAGAAGAUUCAGGAGGAAAGAGAGCUGGCUCAGCAGGAGACGGAGAAAGUGCGAGCCCGCUAUGAGAAGGUUCUGGAGGAGGUGACCCGCUAUGCCCCUCGCUACAUGGAGGAGAUGGAGUGUAUUUUUGACCAAUCACAGGAGGAGGAGAGGAAGAGGAUCAGCUUCCUUAAACAGGCCUUCCUGUCCGUCCACAGACACCUGGACGUCACCAACAACGAGAGUGUGAAGGCUGUGUAUAAUGAGCUCCACAACACUCUUAUGGCCAUCAGUGAGCAGGACGACCUGCGCUGGUGGAAGAACACCCACGGACCGGGCAUGCCCACUGACUGGCCUCAGUUCCAGGAGUGGACGCCAGAGAAGAAAAGCAAAAAGGGGAAGAAAGAGAAAGAGGUGGAGUCACAGCAAGGCACCAUAGAGAGGAGUGUAAUGAUCGGAGGAGUUAAGGUCAGGGCUCUCUAUGACUAUGACGGACAGGAGACAGAUGAGCUCUCCUUUAAAGCAGGUGAGGAGUUUCUGAAGACUGAGGAUGAGGAUGACCAGGGCUGGUGUAGAGGGAUGAAGGAUGGAGGGAGAGAGGGACUCUACCCAGCCAACUAUGUAGAGACGGUGUAGUUACACCACUAUGUUUGUAAAAAGAAAUAGAUAGAAUGAAAAUGAAAGUGACUCAUUUUGAUAAGAAACAUUGUGUCUGAAAUGAUCCUCAGCCGAUGUGUACUGUGUAUUGUUCCUUAAUGAAUCCAGGCUGCAUCACAUCCGGCCGUGAUUGGGAGUCCCACAGGGCGACGCACAAUUGGCCCAGCGUCGUCCGGGUUAGGGUUUGGUAGGUGUAGGCCGUCAUUGUAAAUUAGAAUUUGUUCUUAACUGACUUGCCUAGUUAAAUAAAGGUUAAAUAAAGGUUAAAUAAAGGUUACACAUUUGUUAUGAAUAAAUAAAUAGUAAUACAUGUAAAAAGUGCCCAUCUGCAGGAAAGCGUUGAUCCAAAGAGAACACACUAUGGGGAUAUGAUAGCUCUGAACUGUUGGCAUACCUACACGGCAUCAAAUAUCCAGGUUUUUUUCUUCUUUAAAAUAUGUUGGAAAUGUUUAAUAUAUUUACCUGAGACACCUAUAUGAAAGCUAUAUGAUGUAUGAUGCCUUUUUUGUACAAUUUGACAGAUGCGAUGCUGAUUCUAUAGGUACUGUACAUGUCACCUCUUGAUGCUGAAGCCAUACUGUAUGGUUGCUGUUCUUAUAGAGCUAAACUCUCCUGUUCGCUUUAGUGAAACAUAUAUUUAUGUAGAAAUAAGUGCUUAUCACAGUGCUUCGACAGGCUUUAAUCAGUGAUUAUUAUGAACGGGGUGAAACUUUGACAAUGAGCACAAUUCAUCAAUACCUGUAGCCUGAUCAGUAAUAGUAUGAGCAGUAAUGUCUCCUGUACCCUGUGUGUGUUAUAAGAGUACGAUGUGACAGGAUUGGGAUCUCCUUUCAGAGGGACUGUAAUAGAUCUCCUCUCAUCGCCUUCUUGAUGGCAACUCCCCUUAAUAGAACCUUUGCCAAAGUGAAGGAUAGGAUGUCAUUUCUGGGCCUGUCCACGUUCUGGUUUUUCUUUUCCAUUUCUAAAUGCGUGUAUAUGUGAGUGUGUACUACACAUGCAUGUGUGUGUAUAUGUGAGUGUGUACUACACAUGCAUGUGUGUGUAUAUGUGAGUGUGUACUAUACAUGCAUGUGUGUGUAUAUGUGAGUGUGUACUACACAUGCAUGUGUGUGUAUAUGUGAGUGUGUACUAUACAUGCAUGUGUGUGUAUAUGUGAGUGUGUACUACACAUGCAUGUGUGUGUGUAUGUGAGUGUGUACUAUACAUGCAUGUGUGUGUAUAUGUGAGUGUGUACUAUACAUGCAUGUGUGUGUAUAUGUGAGUGUGUACUAUACAUGCAUGUGUGUGUAUAUGUGAGUGUGUACUAUACAUGCAUGUGUGUGUAUAUGUGAGUGUGUACUAUACAUGCAUGUGUGUGAAAGGUAAGCCUCGGCCCUCAUUGUCUCUUGUAGUAGUAUAUUUGAGCCUUUCAUACUGUAAGUGCCUUUCUAAAUAAAAUGAAACUAAACUAAUGUUGAUAA
Molecule: messenger RNA, 3004 nt
Organism: Oncorhynchus kisutch (coho salmon)
Lineage: Eukaryota; Metazoa; Chordata; Actinopteri; Salmoniformes; Salmonidae
Product: protein kinase C and casein kinase substrate in neurons protein 3
Exons: 10
Coding region: 348-1523 (391 amino acids)
Biological process (GO): regulation of endocytosis; cytoskeleton organization; plasma membrane tubulation
Cellular component (GO): plasma membrane; endosome; cytoplasm
Molecular function (GO): phospholipid binding; protein binding
Source: RefSeq, a predicted model, not a curated record